AAUUUUGUUUUGUGCUAUCGUUGGUCGUUACAAAAAUAAUCAUAAAAGCCGGCCUAUUUUUUGCAAUUAUUCAAUAAACGUUUGCAGUUGAAACACACAAAAUAUCGCUAUGGCCAGGUGGAAAUUACUUCGUCAGGAUUAUGGGAAUGAAGAGUAUGAAUUUUUCGAGGGCAACGAAGUUUCUGUUGGAAGGGAUCCUAGCAAUACAAUCGCGCUCAAAAGUUUGGUCAUAUCUAGAAACCAUUGUUUAAUAAACUUUAAAAAAGACGAAGUUUUGAUAACUGAUUUAAAGAGUGCCAAUGGUGUGUAUGUGGGAAAACAUAAAAUAACUCCAAAUGUCCCGUUUUCUGUUAAUGAUUCUGAUAUAAUUGGCUUUGGUUGGACAUAUGGUGUGCAAGGAAAUAUUCAAGACAAUCAAAAGUAUAUGUAUAAACUCAUAAAAGAUAGAAAACUAGCUGAAAAAAUUAAGUUUGAAAAACUUGAUGAACUAGAAAUCAUUGAAGCUGAAAUAGAAAAUUUAAAAAAGGGCAAAAGUUCACACCAAAGAAGCAGGUCCCCAGUACUUGAAACAAGGCAACCUUUAAAGAGAAAAUUGCAACAUAAAUCUAAAGAUAACAAGGAAAAUAUCUCAUCAAAGACCAAUGAGACUAAAUGGUAUAGAGAAGAAGGUAGUAUUGUGGUCAUUUCAGAUUAUGAAGGUGAUGAGAAUAAAAAAGAAGUUGAAGGAGUUUGUGCGAAGAAAAUCAAAAGUGAGCCAGAUGUAGAUGAUAAUGCAUGCCUAUCAACUAAAAUUGAUAAUGAGAAGAAUGAAAAUUUUGGCUAUGAGGCCUUUGAUAUCAAACAAGAAUACUUGGGCUAUGAUGAUGAAGCAAUUGUAAUAGAGAGUGAUGAAGAUAGUGAAUCUGAGAAAUGGUUUAUGAGACUGUCGCAGAGUUCCCCUGGAAAACCUUUUGAAAAGAUCAAGGAGAGACUGAAAACUCCAAGGAAAGAUAGCUCAUACAGUCAGCUGGAAGAUUUCUUUUUUGAUGAUGAUGAUCCAGGUAAGAAACAAAGAAGUGAAAGUGAUGAAGAUGAAAUAAUGGAUGACUUAAUCACAAUACCACAAUCUCCACCUGAUGACAACAGGACAGAAGUAGAUAGCAGUCUAAAUCUCCUAACAGAGCAGGUUAGAAUCCCACUUGUUGAGGAUAGAACUGAUUUAGGAAAAGAUUCAGUCCCUACAGAUAUUCGAGCUGAGGCAGUUUCUGCUGCACUUUCAACUAAUGAUGUGAAAAAAAUUCAAAUUAUUGAACCGCUUGAACAACAAGGCAGGAGAAAAACACAUACUGGGGCAGAAAGUAAAACUAAAACAUCAUUGAAAUCUACUCAUCAUUCAAGGAGUAAAAAGUCUUCAAAGAGGAGCUCAUCUACCAGAAGAAGCAUAUCUAACUCACAGAAAGAGGAAAGAAAAAAGAGGCUCAAAGACUUGGCAAACAAAGGAAAAGAUGAAACUAAAUCUGACAAAAACAAAGACAAUGCCAACAAACCAAUUAUAAAUGUUAAAGUAACUUCAUCAAAUAGAGGUGCUUUCUUGACUAAUGAAGAUAUUUCUGUUAUGCCAGUGGCUAAGAAGGACACAUCAACCAAACAUAAACAUCAUGCAGAAAGUCACAGUCAUGAAGCACAAAGAAAAGAUGAAUCCUCUAAAGUGAACAAAUUAAAGAAAAAUGAACUUCCUAAAUCAAAAUCAAGUCCUCACAGUGUAUCGUCGCCUCGAAAUGAAACACAACAAGAUCAAAGAAAAUCACAGUCAGCUACAAAAAAUGAAAAAUUAGGAAAAGCCUAUGAGCAGUCUAAAAAACCAGUAUCUGUUGUUGAACCCUCACCAAGGGAGCCCAUGAAGAAGAAAGUAAGAUUCUCAGAUACAUUACAUACAAUUCAUGAGUUUGAAAUUGAACCCGGGAAUAGAAUGAAGAAAACGAGCUCUGCUAAGACUGCUCUCUUGGACAGAGUACCCAAAAUGCCUGUGUACUCUUUAAAAAAUGUUAUCCUAAUGAAAAUUCUUCGGUGGAACUCUCAAUGGCUGAGUGAGCAAGCCAACAUAGUGGAACCUCCGCCUAUUCUGGGUCACAGCAAUCUGCCUCUGGCCCUCUUCCAUUCCUUUGAAAGUCAUGAACAAUAUGUUGGUAUGGUUGGAGAUUUACUCUUGAUGGAAAUUUGGGAGUGUCUGUCUCAGGCUUACUUGAAGGAACGGGACAACAACAACACCAUACCGUUCCAGAUCGAGUCUCUUCCACCAGUGCCCCCACAGGAGCGAUAUUUUGAACUAAUUAAUAUUAAUGUAAAUGUUUCAUUCCCUUCGUCAAAUACAAAGCUAUUGCCAAGAGUUGGAGAGAUACUGACUAUAGAGUUUGGUCCGGAAAAUAACAAAACAUGUAGGUUUUUCUAUGUACACAAUAUAAGGACGCUCCCGUCGCCCCCAAACAACAAAUUCUCCUACUUCAGUAUAUCCCUGCACGGUAUAUUUACGGAGAAAAUGAAAUUCUUAAGGACCGGAGAGCUAAUGAAGGGGAAGAAAUUGGCGUACAUUAAUAAGGAGCUGUCUCUAUUUGAAGCUAUGGAAAACCUAGCGAGGUCCGACUUGUGUGAAGCUAUACUGAAGCCCGAACCGUAUCACUUCCCAUCCAUACCUAACAAUCCGUCACCUGAAAUUUUAAAUGAGUCUAAAUGGACUAUGAACCUGAAUCCCAGUCAGAAGUUGGCGGUGUGGUCGUCGGUGAGUGCCGCGCUCGGCCACAAACCGAGCAUACAGAUGGUGCAAGGCCCGCCGGGAACAGGCAAGUCGAGCGUGAUAUGCGCGAUGGUGAUGUCGUAUAUGUACGGGGCGUCUGGCGCACGGCUCGCCAACCGGGGCAAGAUCCUAAUCUGUGCCACUAGCAACGCCGCCGUCGACGAGCUCGUUAUACGCCUUCUUAAUAUUAGGAAAGAUCUCACGGACAGGUUCCGCCUGGUGCGCGUGGGGCGGUGGGAGGCGAUGAACGCGCGCGCGCGCACCGUCAGCUCGCAGGAGCUGGCGCAGCGCGACGCAAGAGCGCACGCCCCCACACACAGCGCCGCGCUUGACACUGAGAUCGCGUACCAGAUCGCCAAGAUCAACAUGUGGAACACCAACCUGCGGGAGGCGAAGGACCCCGAGCGCGUCGCCUACUGCCAGGGGAAAGUGACUCAUUACACCACCAGACUGACUAUGCUGCAGUCGGGGGGCGGUGGUGGCGUGUCGGGGGCGGAGCCGCGCCGCGACCAGCUGCAGCAGUCCGAGCGCCGCAUCAUUGAGUGCGCGGACGUCGUCGUCACCACACUAUCUAGCGCCAUCUCGCCCAAGAUGAAAGGUAUCAAGGAGCGUGUGGCGUUAUGUAUCGUGGACGAGGCGGGUCAGGCGAUCGAGCCCGAGGCGCUCGUGCCACUGACACUGGGAGUAGCGAGACUCACGCUCGUCGGCGACCCGCAGCAGCUGCCCGGAUACAUAUGCUCGCAGCGAGCGAAGAAACACGGCCUCGGCGAGAGUCUCUUCUCGCGGCUGUCGUCAGUGGCGGAGCUGUGGGAGCGGAGCCCCGUGGUGUUACUGGACCGACAGUACCGCAUGCACCCCGCCAUAGCCGACUACCCCAACCGCGCGUUCUACGGCGGCCGCAUACAGACCCCGCCCCGCGGUCCGCCCGCCGACCUCCCGGUGCCGCCCUACUGUGUCGUUGAUGUCGCCAGCGGGGAUAGGGGACAAGCGGCAUCUGGCGCUAACGAGACGGAGGCGUGGGGCGUGGCGCGCGUGGCGAGCGCGCUGGCGGUGGCGGUGCGUGCGCGCAGGCUCAGCGUCGCCGUCAUCACGCCGUACGCCGCGCAGCGGGAUAUGCUGCUGCGGUGUCUCAGAGAUCUGAACGACGGGAGACCAGUCGACAUCGAGGUGAACACGGUGGACAGUUUCCAAGGUCAGGAGCGCGACGUGGUGCUGGUAUCGCUGGCUCGCUCGCAAGGCGCGGGUUUCAUCGCCGACGCCGGCCGCAUGUGCGUGAUGCUGACGCGCGCUAAACACGCGCUGAUCGUGUGUCUCAACCCUAUGGCGCUAGUGAGAAAUCAGCAAUGGCGAACACUGAUUGAAGAUGCACAAAGACGAAAAGUAUUCACUUGUCUUCCAAAAAGAAUUACCGCGUCGGCGGAAAGUAUCCCUAACGAACAAAUACUAGAAUGUAUAACAAAGUUAAAACCAAAAUCAUUACAUACUUUAGACCAGUAGUCAGUCAGUAUUCAGUAUUUUUAUUAAUAUUGAAGAAUGUUAAAAUUUUGUUAUGUUAAAUUCGUUUUGUAAUUUAUAAGUUUAACAGAUCUUGACUGUGUUGUCUGUUGUAUUGCUUUACAUUAUCUAAAUGAAGCGUCGAAUCACUCGGAAACUUAAUUUUUCCAUUUGUAAAUAAUCAUAUUAUAUGAAAGUAAUAAGGGAUCACUAGGAAAUUUUAAACAUUAUUAUUAUGCACCCCCAGCGCGUACGAUCGAUUGAUCUUCGUCGUCCGCUUUUUGGAUCAUCAUAAUUAUAGACUGCUAGUAGAUAUUAUGCAAAUAGAGGUAUUCCACAAAAAUUA
Aricia agestis (brown argus) is the source of this 4610-nucleotide messenger RNA. RefSeq names its product probable helicase senataxin (gene Setx). Gene Ontology annotation, molecular function: protein binding; helicase activity; transcription termination site sequence-specific DNA binding. The transcript has 17 exons. Gene Ontology annotation, biological process: termination of RNA polymerase II transcription. NCBI's taxonomy places the organism in Eukaryota, Metazoa, Arthropoda, Insecta, Lepidoptera, Lycaenidae. The coding region runs from base 110 to 4267 and encodes 1385 amino acids. Gene Ontology annotation, cellular component: nuclear body. The record is from RefSeq and is a predicted model, not a curated record.